UUGUUUUGCAGGGCUUAUAAAGUAGAUCAGGAUCAGGAACAAAUUCCUGCUGUGGGAGCUGUGGCUCCUAAUGAUGUGUUUGGAAAACAGCUUCAGAAUGCUCAUCUUGACUCGGACGAUGUAAUCUAUCCUCAUCUGAACACGAAUGGGAAAUUUAUCCCACAUCGUCGAAUUGUACAUUUAGAUCUUAAAGGAGGCGCUUUUAAGCCUGAAUUUUUUACGGAAAUGUUCUUCUAUUUUAAUCGCAUAAAAGCGACGGGUGUUCUGAUUGAGUGGGAGGAUAUGUUCCCUUAUACGGGAAGUCUAUCAGAAGCUGUAAAUGGCAACGCAUACUCCUUAGAGGACGUAGAGAACAUCUUAAAAGAAGCGAAACGACAUCGUCUUGAAGUCAUUCCUCUUGUUCAAACAUUUGGUCAUCUUGAGUGGAUUUUGAAACUAGAGAAAUUUGCUCAUCUGAGAGAAGACUCGAGGUUUCCUCAGGUCAUAUGUUUUCCUGAACCAGAAGCAUGGGGUUUGAUAACGGAUAUGAUUGACCAAGUUGCUGCUGUACAUAGAAAAUAUGGAAUGACUUUCUUUCACAUGGGUGCUGACGAAGCUUUCCAGGUGGGAAUUUGCAACGCCAGUAUGGUUGAAAUGGGACGACAAGGGUCACGCGACCGUUUGAUGCUUUGGCAUAUAUCCAGGACUGCCAGAUACAUUAAAGAAAAGUACUCUACAACUGUGCUCGCAUGGCACGACAUGUUUGGGCAUGCUAUGGAAUUUGAUCUGGCUGCUUAUCAUAUGACAGAUGUUCUGGAACCCGUACUUUGGAGUUACGCUGAGGAUUUGGAUUUGUACUUACCGAAAACAACUUGGUUGAGUUUAAAGCCCUUUCGCAAAGUUUGGGGCAGCUCUGCGUGGAAAGGUGCAGAUGGGCCUGCUCGGUUCAAUUCCAAUCCUGUGCAUUACAUUCGAAACCAUGAGGCAUGGGUGGAGCAGCUUUCACGAAAUUAUCACGAGUUUGAAAUGAUGCAAGGACUUAUUCUGGCUGGUUGGUCUCGUUAUGACCACUUAGCCAUUCUUUGUGAAUUAGCUCCCAUCGCUUUGCCAACACUUGCGAUGUCCAUGGAAACUAUACUGGAGGGAAGACCACUUCAAGGCAAUUACCCACUUUCUAGAAACAUACUACAGUGUACUCCUUCAACAGCGAUGGGUAUCACAUAUGGUUGCCAAUUCCCUGGCUAUAAAGUAUACGAGUUAGUCAACGAAUUUUGGCAGCGGAAAAAACAACUACAGCAGUAUCGUGAAGAUGACUUUGAACUAAACGGGUGGCUGUCUAGAGUAGCUGAUGUGUUCAUGAGUAGCAGUCAGUGGUACAUUGAAAAAAUUGAGCCACUACUUGAGUAUCAUGCAAAACCGAUUCUCCGUCUCGAGAAAGAUUUACGGAUUGAGCUUUCACGAAUUUAUUAUCAGGAAACCGUUGACGAGUUCAUCUUUACUUAUAUGACAGAUGAUAUUGAAUGGGUACGACGGAAACUGAACGCAGCUCAAAAAAUCCUGAAAGCAGAACAUUUCCCGAAACGGCCAUUCGUACGUUUAAAGUCAACUGAUGAACUUUAA
Molecule: messenger RNA, 1599 nt
Organism: Angiostrongylus costaricensis
Lineage: Eukaryota; Metazoa; Nematoda; Chromadorea; Rhabditida; Metastrongylidae
Source: the annotation of a GenBank genome assembly